Copidosoma floridanum is the source of this 2125-nucleotide messenger RNA. RefSeq lists its product as uncharacterized. Gene Ontology annotation, molecular function: ubiquitin binding. The record is from RefSeq and is a predicted model, not a curated record. NCBI's taxonomy places the organism in Eukaryota, Metazoa, Arthropoda, Insecta, Hymenoptera, Encyrtidae.
UACUGGAGAAGAUUCCUUGGCUUUUUUUUUUUUUUUAUUCCGACUCACUUUUGUCGGUAGUCGUUGUGUCGUGCGGUGUUCAGUUAUGUCUCAGAAAUAUUAGAGAGUACAACAAUUCAAGGUGGUGUCGUUAAAUAUAAAAAAAGCAUGGAAUCGGAUGAGGAAUCGGUCCCUACAGUGGUGGAGUUGGAUGCCAGUGACGAUGAGUUCAUUGAAGUUAUAGAAUCGAAAAAUUUAUGUUCAAAGAUGGAGUGUCAAGAGAUCGUGGAAAUAUCUACAAAUUCAGAUCUGUACCAAGAAGAUGUACACGCCAAUCGUACCGAGGAAACUGGACGCGCUACGCCGUCAGAACGGGAAAGCGAGAGCAAUGCCGCUCAGUUAAAGGCCAUGUUCCCAAACAUCGACGAGAAUUACAUCCGGCAGAUCUGCGAAAAUCCACCUGUCAGCGGUACGGGUGAGGAUACUUUUGUCCUUCUCAUCAAUCACCUGCUUACCCAUCAUGAAAAAGUCGACGAGUCCUUGAUCGAAGAAGAUGUCGAGGUGAUCGAUGAGACGUGGAUUCGUGACCAUGAGCUCUCCAACGAUCUCGAGAUUGAAGAACUGACUGCAGUCCAAGAAAAACUUAACGAGGAAGCGCGUAAUGAGCAACUUUUCAAAGAGUUGCUCGAUAAGGAACAGCAGGAAAAACUCAAUAGUGAGACUCUGAACGAGCUGCUGCUCAACAACUUGCUGGAGCAGGAGAAGCUGAAUGUAGAAAAUAAACUCACGAUUUUGGAAAGUAUUUUGCCUGAUGCGAAUCCAGAAGAACUAAAGAGAAUUGUAGAGUUGAAUGGUGAGAAUCCUGAUUUCCUCGAACAGAUGGUCGAGUCGAAACUCGUGGACAAGAACUAUGAGAAACGCUCAGAGUACUUUGCCAAACUCAGGAGCAGAACGAUGAUAGAGCAGUACACCAGCAAGUUUGAUGUCGAGGCAUUUGUGAGGCAGUUUCCAGAGCCAGUUGAGCACUUUGAGAAUAAAAACAGACAAUGUUCCCUCAAUAAGCAAGCUUUAAAGUUUCUACAAGACUCUUUUGUUUCGUUCGAUGAAGAAUUUUUGACGGAACGGUAUACUCACUUCAAUUAUAAUUUGAGUUUGACUGUUGAUUAUUUAAAAACCUAUGUUCAACCACGUGAAAAUCAAGACCAUGGAAUAGAAGACAUUCCACUGCUGCAAGAAAUAUGUUACAUCGUCAAUAAAGUAAAAAUUCAAGAGCAUGUAAAAGAGCUAGAGCUGAGAGAAGAACAGGAACUGAGGGAAUUGAGGGAAAAUAAACUUUUGUUGGAAUGCCAAUGCUGCUAUGAUGAGUUGAAACCCUAUGAGAGCAUAGAGUGUGAUAAUGGGCACAUGUUUUGUAAAAGGUGUAUAAUAAAAGGUACCGACACCGUUAUUUCUAGUGGUGAGGCAACUGUUUUGUGCUUCAUGGGAUGUAACAAAGAAAUUGGUUUGGAUAUUUUACGGAAAGUUCUACCAGAAAGUACGUUUGAAACAUUCUUGAAACGGCGACAAGAUGUGGAAGUUAAGGCUGCUGAUCUCAAAGAUUUAGCGAGCUGUCCUUUUUGUCCAUAUGUUAUGGAAUUAGGACCUGAAAUACAGAUAUUUAUAUGCCAAAACACGGAAUGCAAGAAAAUAACAUGCCGUAAAUGUAAAAAAGUAAAUCAUCUUCCCAUAAAAUGUGAAGAUGUUCUUGAUGAGCAUAAAGGUCGUUUGUUUAUUGAAGAACAAAUGAGCAAGGGUCUCAUACACUGUUGCCACAAGUGCCAGCGACCUUUUGUAAAACAAAGAGGCUGUAAUUUUAUGACAUGUCCAUUUUGCUUGGUAUCUUGGUGUCAUAUAUGUAAACAGCCUACAAAUAACCAUACUCAUGCUGACAGAUGUCCAGGUGGUGCAGGUGACCAGGCAUACGAUAUUCAACAAGUAAAUCUUAAACGCAAUUUAGCUAUUCAAAAAUUACGUCAAGAAAAUCCAGAUUUAAUUCUGGAAAACAUACCACCUGUAUAAUUCAAGUAUUGUGACUAAGAAUUAAUGAUUAAAAAAUUGUUGUUUUGUCUAUUAUGUAAACAUGUACCUUAAAAAAAAAUAUGAUACU